Molecule: messenger RNA, 3183 nt
Organism: Zophobas morio
Lineage: Eukaryota; Metazoa; Arthropoda; Insecta; Coleoptera; Tenebrionidae
Gene: Mad1
Product: mitotic spindle assembly checkpoint protein MAD1
Exons: 9
Coding region: 807-3011 (734 amino acids)
Biological process (GO): mitotic spindle assembly checkpoint signaling; attachment of mitotic spindle microtubules to kinetochore
Cellular component (GO): kinetochore; mitotic spindle; nuclear envelope
Source: RefSeq, a predicted model, not a curated record
ACGUUUGGGUAAAACGGAAACAGUUAAACUGGUGGCAGAAAUAUUUUCCGUAAAGUUCUCUGGUGUUGACGAGUGCUUUUCGAAUUUUAAAAUAAUACCGAUACAAUGGCGUCGGUGCCGUUAAUAUUAUAAUCAGAAUCAGAAAGACGACUGCGCAGAAAACAUUCGGCUUUGAGAAUAAUUGUACGUAAUACACGCAUAAAUUUAGGUUUCCGAAGGCAAAGUUUUUCACAUUUUAAACACGUUAUAGCUACCACGCUACCAGAAUCAAAUUUCUAAGGCGGUAUCUCCAAUUGCGUGAUGAUGAUGAAGAUUUACUUUUCAUUUCCUUCGAUGAGACAUGGAUAUAUCAAAACGGAUCUGUGGUAAAAUCGGCCGUGGGUAAAAUUGUGGAUACAUGAUGAUGACAUCAAAUCUUGUCCUCCUAAAAAAACUAGUGAAGGGAAAAGAUUCACAAUUUUACAUGCGGGUUCCUCUUUGGGCUUUUAGAGGGAUGUAAUUUUCUCCUUGAUUCAAAAAUAGAUUCAGCAGAUUACCACAAAACCAUCACAUUUUCGAUGUUUGACAUUUACUUACUUACAUGUCACAUUUUUGAUACCUACUUUCUGAUACAUUAUACACUAGAACAAUUAUGUCCGCAGUUACACAGCUUAAAAAAAAAAGUUACCAAAUCUAGUUACAUCUACCGAACGUGAAUUCCUUAUAAACAAUUUCAACUGAAAAGCUGCAUUUUGAAACACGAUUUUGUGCGGAUGGUGAAAACUAAAUCAAUUUUAAAAUUAUUUAUGAACUGAAUAACCACGACAAUGACUGACAAAGUUAAUGAUACUAUUAUAAAAAUGGUAACGAAUUUGAAGCCGAGUGUGGAUUUGGAAGUCAACAAUUUCUCCUGUGGCACACCUCUGAAACGUUCAUCCAGUUCAGUUUCAAAUGAUAGUCAAACCAGUUCUGAAGAAUCUACAAGGAUUAAAAGGAUGAAGUACGCAAAAGAAAUGAAUUUUGGGUAUAUGGCGUCACCGCGAGAAACGAGACGUUUAAGAACUGAUUUACUAGAGGGUCGAAACACUAUAAUGAAUUUAGAAAGUAGAAUCCAACAUAUGCAUAACGUUAGAAAAGAAAUGGAAAUAAUGUAUGAAAACGAAAGUAAAUUACUUAAGAAACAACAUGAAAGUGACCGAAAAUCAAUCGAAGAGUUGGAAGCGCAAUUACAGUCAAUACGACAAAGAGAGGCUGAUCUUAAGAAACAACUUGCUGAUGUAAAUAACAAGUACAGUAUGUUGAAAGUACGAAAAGACGAGGAGAUUGAAGAAUUAGAGAAGAGUCUUACUGAAAUGAAGGAAGAAUCACGUUUGUUUGAUGGUGAAGAGAAUGCAGAAAUUAUAUUAUUAAAUCGCAAAUUAGCAGAACUGCAAAUGAUGCUAGAUGCAGCCGAGGAGGAUGCAGAGGCACAAAAAAAGCUAGUUUUAGAAUUAGAAAAGCGUCUGACAGAAAAAAGCGUCACGGAGAGGGAAUUAGAAAGAAAAGAUCAAGCAUUACAAGUUGCACUUCUAAAAAUCAAGGAUCUGGAGUAUGCCAAAGAAAAUUUUUUGGAGUUUCAAGACCAAGCAAAGACACAAGUACAAAAAUUAGCAAACUACGUUGAUUUGGAGAAGGACGUUGAAAAACUUAAAUGUGAAAACGUAAGACUAAAAGAUGAAGUUAAAAAUAAAUUAUUGUUGGAGGAAGAGGUUCAUGAUUUAAAAUCUCGGCUUACUCAUUACAAGGAACAAGAAAAAAGAAUUGCGGCUUUACAGGCUGAACAAGUACAAACUCAAGUGUACUUAAAUGAAUGGAGAUCAGUGGCUCGUGGAAUUUGUGAAGUAACAGGAUCAGACUCAUCAUUGCCCCAUCUGCUCAGAUGUGUAGUUGAAAGACUGCAACAACAAGAAAUAUCUUUGACUUCGUCUAAAGUUGAGUUAGAAUCACAACUAUCGACGGCUUUAUAUGAGCAGAAAGUGGCCAAAACGGAAUUAGAAAAGUCGCAGAAACUCCUGGUAGAAAUGAAGAAAACAAUUGAACAGAAGCAGAAUCUUUUCCAUCGAAUGCAGAAGAAACUUGGGCUUGUCAGUCGCGAACGAGAUAGCUACCGUUUACAGCUGGAUUCGUAUGAAAAAGACCUCACAAUGGCUAUCAAUCCACCUUCAAAUGCACCACAUACAAGUCAACUGCAAUCACAAAAAGAAAGAAUCGAGUCUUUAGAGAAAAUUGUUGAUAAUUACAGAGAACUGAAUGCUAAAUUAGAAAGUGACUUGCAGAGUAGUAACCCGUCUUUAUAUUCUGAACAUGGAACAAAUAAGACAGAACUUCUUGUGAAACUGCAAGAUGAAGUAGAGCAGUUGAAGUUGGAGAAUGAUAUGUUGAAACAGAAACGCGAUCAACUGGAAAUUCAGUUAGAAGGUCUUCUAGUGGGGCAAGACACACUCCAUGGUGGUAAAGUGUAUCAUUUGGGGAACAAUCCGCUGGCUGAAUGCUUAGCGCAAAGGGAGCAGUUAGUGGAAAAGUUGGAACAAGAGGUGGAAAGGCUAAAGAUCAAGAUUAAAAAACUAGAAGAAGGAAUUGAAUCCAGCAAACUUGGUGAAUCAGCUUUGUGUCCAGAAGAAAUCCACACCCUAAAAGAACAAAUAAAAACUCAUGAGUCUCAAACGCAACGGCUCAAGGAUUAUUUUAAAUCGUCUCUGCAUGAAUUCAGAAAUGUUAUUUACAUGUUGUUGGGUUACAAGAUAGAUCGAACUUCGACGUCGCUGUACAAGUUGACGAGUAUUUAUGCAGAACGGGCUGAAGAUCAAUUAUGCUUCCAAUUAAAUAAUGAAGGAAAUCUGAAUUUACUGGAGAAUGAAUUCAGCUCGACUUUGGAGGAAAUGGUCAAUUUACAUUUACGCCACCAAAAAUCGAUUCCAGUGUUUUUGAGCUCCCUGACUAUAGAUUUGUUUAACAACAGUACAAUGGCAACUAAAACGUUCGAGAUAGAAUAAACCGAUUUGUGUGUUUGAUGCAUAAUUAUAUUAAUAUAGGUUUUUCAAUGUCAUGUCAAUACUGCUCAUGAAGUUUUUAUUUUACUUUAUUUAACCUAAGUUAUAUAGUGUAGUAUAAUUAUUUUUAAUGUUAAAUCUCAAUUACAAACAUAGAUAAAAACGUGAAGAAGCA